AUGGACAAAGAGCUAUCGUGGCACACUAUAUGUGCUGAGGAGUGGAUGACUUGUCAAGUGCGGAACAUCUCGACGGCACAUGAUGCAAACGCUCGAAUUGAUCCAAUGACCCGCCUCUCAUCCCACGAACACCCUGAACCGACGUGGAUGAGCAGUACCAGACGAAGGAGCUUGGCAUCAGACUACUCGGAGCUGGGCGCGACUACAGGACGCUCGUUCGGCAAUCUCCCAGAUGGUCCCGGUAGAGCGGCCAACCCAGUAUAG
Penicillium verhagenii is the source of this 264-nucleotide messenger RNA. RefSeq lists its product as uncharacterized. The record is from RefSeq and is a predicted model, not a curated record. Bases 1 to 264 code for a protein of 87 amino acids. NCBI's taxonomy places the organism in Eukaryota, Fungi, Ascomycota, Eurotiomycetes, Eurotiales, Aspergillaceae. The transcript has 2 exons.